This is a messenger RNA of Acanthochromis polyacanthus (spiny chromis), 762 nucleotides long. It is a transcript of the gene siva1, whose product is annotated as SIVA1, apoptosis-inducing factor. Gene Ontology annotation, molecular function: CD27 receptor binding. NCBI's taxonomy places the organism in Eukaryota, Metazoa, Chordata, Actinopteri, Pomacentridae. Gene Ontology annotation, biological process: extrinsic apoptotic signaling pathway. The transcript has 4 exons. The coding region runs from base 79 to 591 and encodes 170 amino acids. The record is from RefSeq and is a predicted model, not a curated record.
CCCGCUUUCCCGCAACAAACAAGUGUGCGAGUCCGCAGGAGCACGGCCGAGCACAGCACAGCACUUUUAGCAGCUAAAAUGCCGAAGCGAACUUGUCCUUUUCCGGAAACUUUCUCUUCCCAAUACAAAAUACACAUUGGGCAACAGGAGUUAAAUAACUAUGGCGUGUUUGGGAACAAAUACAGGCAAGAAAUAUAUGAAAAGACAAAAAGUCUGCUAUUCAACGGUGCCAAAGCCGUGAUGGGCAAAAUAUGGACCGGAGAGGAAAAGUGCACAGAACCCCAACCACCUGGACAAGCAGAGACAUCUGCAUGCAGCCAGACUCUGCUGAGAGGACAGACACUGAUCGGACAUGAUGGGAGACUGACAAGAGCCAGUUCUGCACAAGGUACACCAGCAGGUCCCACAGGCUGCUGUGUGUGUCAGAAGAGUCAGGGGUGCAGGACUUCAUGUUCCCAGUGUGACCGUCAGGCCUGUUCCUCCUGUAGCCGCCAGUGCUCCAGCUGCUCCAGCCUCUGCUGCUCUGUCUGCACCAUCAUAGACUACAGCGGGCGAUACGAUGAAGUUUUGUGCUGCGGUUGUUCGACGUAAACGAAGACCAAAGGAUGGAUCAAGAGUUUAUAUCUAAACAUAUAGUUGCCUCAAAUGAGAUAUUACCAUGACUGCAUGUUAUACCUGUGAUGUUUUUAUGUGAUCCAGAUGUUUUCUUGUACAUAUGUAUUUUCAAGAAGUAACUGAAAUAAACUUGAACACUUUUGUAUA